AUCAAGCACCUAGGCAUGCAGACUGCUUCUACAAAUAUUUGUGAAAUAACGGGUCACUCUCAGGAGCUCAGUGAAUUCAAGCGUGGUAUCGUGAUAGGUUGCCACCUGUGCAAUAAGUCCAUCCAUGAAAUUUCCUUGCUACUAAAUAUUCCAUGGUCAACUAUUAGUGGUAUUAUAACAAAGUGGAAGCAACUGGGAACAGCAGCAACUCAUCCACGAAGCGGUAAGCCAUGUAAAAUAACAGCGCGGGGUCAGCGCAUUCUGAAGUGCACAGUGUGCACAGAAGUCGCCGUCUGCAGAGUCAAUAGCUAAAUACCUCCAAACUUCGUGUGGCCUUCAGAUUAGCACAAAAGUGCGUAGAGAGCUUAUUGGAAUGGGUUUCCAUGGCCGAGCAGCUGCAUUCAAGCCUUACAUCAUCAAGUGCAAUGCAAAUCAUUGGAUGCAGUGGUAUAAAGCACAAUGCCACUGGACUAUAUAGCAGUACUUGCCUGACUACAUUGUGCCAAGUGUAAAGUUU
Staurois parvus is the source of this 517-nucleotide messenger RNA. The record is from the annotation of a GenBank genome assembly. NCBI's taxonomy places the organism in Eukaryota, Metazoa, Chordata, Amphibia, Anura, Ranidae.